Molecule: messenger RNA, 1002 nt
Organism: Lingula anatina
Lineage: Eukaryota; Metazoa; Brachiopoda; Lingulata; Lingulida; Lingulidae
Product: leucine-rich repeat and WD repeat-containing protein 1
Biological process (GO): establishment of protein localization to chromatin; chromatin organization
Cellular component (GO): nuclear origin of replication recognition complex
Molecular function (GO): protein binding; chromatin binding
Source: RefSeq, a predicted model, not a curated record
UGCUUGUCCUACAGAGUCCUGGAGGAGAUGUCCUUAACACGGUAUUCCUCUCAAACUACCUCAUUGCUGGCUGUGAGAAGAACUGUUAUGCCUGGCACAUUGACAAAAGUAAUUUAGAUAAAAGGAUGAGCAGGCAACCCACUCUUGAAAUCAACAUUCCAAAGCCCCAGAAUGAUAUUGUUGAUGCACUAGUACAAGUAUCUAAUGAUAUCAUUGCAACUAAAUGUUCCCAACAAGGUUUCAUUCAAUUGUGGAGGUUCUCGGAUGUAUUGGCCCAUGCCCAAAACCGUAAAUGUGUCACUGCCAUGCCCAUUGCACGGCUGAAAUGGAAAAACGUUGAUACACCAUACAUAAAUUUGGGGGCAGUGCUAAAUGCUGGCCUGGUAUACUGUGGUGAUGAUGAGGGGCAACUGUGGAUUUACAAUGUGAAGCCUGUCAUAACUAAAAAGAUAAAGAAAAGUACCUCUUACGAGUUGAUGUCACCAUCGAGGAUUCUUCCCUGGCCUGAGUGCUGUAUUCCAACUGAAAGGGAGCAGGAAAAACUGAUGGGAGAUGUGCUGGAUAAAGGAGAGGUAAAGAAGUAUUUUAUCAAGUAUUAUGAGUAACAAUUCUUUACAUAUAUUUAUAACUUUACAUCUUAUACUUGUGCCGUUUUCAUGGCAUAAAUAUCAUGACAAUUGAAAAACAUAAUAUUACAACCCCUGUUAUGAGCUGUUCUAAUGACACAGUCUAAUUUUUCAUUUAUAGCUUCAAAGUUCACCUUUAUUUUUUUCAUUUCACAAUCUGGUGGUUUAUCAUAACCUCCAAUCUAUGACCAAGUAUUUCACAUAUGCAGUUGAAAUAUACCAGUUAAAAUGUUUCUUAAAAUCUUUUGAAGAUUGAAAAAUAAGACAACUGCCCAAAUUGAUAAUAACCUAUCUUAUACCAUCCACAUCAUAUACCAGAGAUUCUGAUUUAAACAAAAAUGUCUGGUACCUGACUAUUUGGAUUAAAAUUCUCCUC